Molecule: messenger RNA, 2361 nt
Organism: Phaeodactylum tricornutum CCAP 1055/1
Lineage: Eukaryota; Bacillariophyta; Bacillariophyceae; Surirellales; Neidiaceae
Exons: 1
Coding region: 1-2361 (786 amino acids)
Biological process (GO): intra-Golgi vesicle-mediated transport
Cellular component (GO): COG complex
Source: RefSeq, a predicted model, not a curated record
AUGUCCAGCGAUCAGUUGGCGUUGGGGCAAAGCCACUCUAUUUUGUCGGACAAAGUCUCACGAGCACUUCAGGUACGGACGGACACUCCGGCAAUGAAGGCUGCGCUAGAAGCUCUCUGCCACUUGGACACCAAACAGCACGAGUAUUCGGUUGACUCGAGGACCGUACGGGUCGCCAUUGAACAGGAUGCCCUUCAGCAAGCCUUGUCCUUGCAACGUGAACUCAAGUCGCUAGUACUAACGAUUCAAGAGCUUCGUCAAGGCGUAUCAGAGACGGCGACAAUUGCUCACAAAGUGCGAGAAUCUAUUCACAUGAACGUUAUCACUAGUGAAACGGAAAACACCAUGUUGCAAAAGCCGUCUCACCAUUCCCAAGGUGCCGAUGGCGUAGAUUCUAACACUGUGUCAUUGGAUGUCUACGGUAAAGCGGAUGCACAGGCUUUGGAACAAGAGCAAAAGCUUGCGUCCGUUUUGUCCGACGCCUUUUCGCACCGCGACUUUUCUCGGAAGCGACUCGAAGCGGUCCACUCCUUUUUGGAAAAGUUUAAUCUUUCCCAGGAGGAUAGUCGCCUUUUGGACCACUAUGCUUUCGAAGACAUUGGAGAGGGAACUACGGAAUUUGCACCCGUGAACGGUAUGGCUUUUCUAAAUGCUUUGGAGAGAGUGAGGAAGAUUCGUCAGGCUCUGACCCGAACUUUUGGUGCGAGCGGUGCCGAUGCGCUAGUGUCGGACGAUACCGCUAGGGAAGAUCAGCACUCCAAUAAAGGAGGACUAGGAGCCUCAUCUGCUCUACGAAUGAUGGAAAGCUUGGCCCAAAAGCAAGAGCGUGCCUACGAACGCCUCUACCAUUGGCUGCAACGGUAUCUACAAGUUUUCUCUUCCAGCUCUACCUCGCAAACGUCUACUUCGUUUUCAAGCGUUGACCAAGACGUUAUGGAUGAAGCUCUACAGCAUCCAUUUGUCAAGCAAAGUCUCCACACCCUUCGACACGUACCAGCUUUCUAUUCGCAUGUCUUGGAGUUGGUGGCGUCAAGCCGUCGUGGAGAAGAAACCAGACGAUUCCUGCUUGCCUUGACCAGCGGCUAUGCAGGUCUACCCCCAAUCGAAAUGAAAGCACAUGAUGUCGUUGCAUAUGUGGGUGAUAUGCUAGCAUUCUCCUUCAAGGCGUUUUCCGUGGAAGCCGACAUCACUUGCAGUCUUCUUGUAUUUGAAGAGGAUAUUGAAGGCACCAGUAUUGCGCUCAAAGAAGAAAGCAAUCAAGACACAGACAUGUUCUCGGUAGAGCAACCAAUUACGGCGAAAGAUAUGCUAGCAAUUAGUAUGAGCGGAUUGGCACGUCCUCUGAAAUCUCGAAUCUUGCAAGUGAUUGCCACGCUCGCACGUCGCGCCGAUGAACAGGAAAAUGAAGCUGAAGACGGCCUGUACGGCGACGAGUUCGAAGAGGAGGGGGCUAUGGUUCGUACACGCUUGAGCCAUCUCUAUGAAAUUUGCGGCCUCUUGCUAUUUUAUAUUUCCGCUUUGGAAAAAGGAAUGCUUAAGAUUGGGCUGGAUACAUCGAAGGGCACCGUACAUGACGAAAAGAAUCCUAUCAUCGCUUGUAUCUUGGAUUGUUUCGUUGAAUCUGCUUCUGCUUACGGGGCAACACUUCGUGUAUAUGGUGCAAUGCUGAGUCAACUAUCUAGUAUUACUGGUGAAUCCGAAGCGUCGCUUACUCGCUCCAUGCUAUCGUCCAUUGCCGAGCUUCGUCAGCACUCUCCAGGGUUCUCUGUCGAGGUGUCUUGCCCGGCCGACACGCGAAAAAUUCUAUCAAUUGAUUGGGCUACAGAGACAUUGGUUGAAGCUGCUUUGAUCUCAUGUACAAUAUUGGAUGAUGCGAUGUCGCUUAAACUGGCCAUUUCCAUUGCCAAAUCAGCUGGGAUGGAAACCGUAGCAGCUGAAAGACUAGACGAACGCGUCGAUGCCAUUGAGCGCAGUUUGAUUGAGAAGCUGGUCGACAUCGAAACAAGCAGCGUUUUGAAACUAUGUGGACUAUCGUCGUUGUGGGAGGCCUCAAGUGAGUGGAGAGAAGUGGAAGGGACGGGGAGGCUCAUGGCUACAUAUCCCGGACUUUCACAAGAGGAGGCAGAAGCUGGAAUGCGUGAGUUUUACGCUUCCCUUUUUUCUCCCCCUCUCCCGUCUCUAGAAACAACCAUAAAAGAUCCAGUAUUGCGCAAGACAACUCGGUCCAAAAUUGCCAGUAGCGUUGCCGAAGUGUACACAACGCUAUACGAAUCAAUGAUUUCAAGCGGCAAAGGCGGCUACGACGAUAUUUCUUUUUUGAGCCACUCCGCCGAUCAGGUGAAGACAUUGUUUUCUUCUUAA